CAGUGAAUUUCACUAAAAUUAGUCGUUGCAUUUGCAUACUUGCAUUGCAGUAUUUAGAGAUAGAGAGAGACAGAGACGGAGAGAGAUCUCCGUUCAGUUUCCAGAUCCCAAUCUUUACUGCCAUCACUAUGUCUACCAAUCCCGACCACUCCGAAUUACAAAACGGAUCACCCGAACCCGAACCUUCAGCUGCAACAGCUGCCGCGCCGCCGACCGACGUUCCAGAUCUCCAGAAGCCUGAUUCCAGCGACACUGAUGGACAGCCACCUGAUUCUGAGAGAUCGAGAGAAUUGCAGCCGGAGAAUUCCGAGGUUUCGAAUUCUGCGCCGGAAGGAGAAAUCUCCAGCGAAUUAAGUGAUGUGGAUUCACGCGUGGUGCACUCAAACCAAGACGUGGAGACCGAUUCCAAGGCGGAAGGGAAUCGGACAUUUACUAUGAGAGAGCUGCUCAAUGAAUUGAAAAAUGGAGAUGCGAGUGUCAACGAUGGCAGAGAGUCUGGAACUCCUCACAGCCAACAAAACUCAGAACUGCAUAUUGAGCAGAACAAUGCUGCUAUGGAGUUGAUUAAUAGCAUCACAGGUCUUGAUGAGGAAGGUAGAUCUCGACAAAGGAUUCUUACAUUUGCUGCCAGGAGAUAUGCAACUGCUUUAGAAAGGAAUCCGGAUGAUUAUGAUGCAUUGUACAAUUGGGCCCUGGUUCUUCAGGAAAGUGCAGAUAAUGUAAGUCCAGAAUCCAGUUCUCCUUCCAAGGAUGCUUUGCUUGAAGAAGCAUGUAGAAAGUAUGAAGAGGCUACACGCCUUUGUCCCACACUUAACGAUGCUUACUAUAAUUGGGCUAUAGCAAUAUCUGACCGGGCUAAAAUGCGUGGUCGGACAAAGGAAGCUGAGGAGUUCUGGAAACAGGCUACAAAGAAUUAUGAAAAGUCUGUCCAACUCAACUGGAACAGUCCUCAGGCGCUUAACAACUGGGGACUUGCUCUACAGGAGCUCAGUGCAAUUGUUCCUGCUCGUGAGAAACAGACAAUAGUCAAAACUGCUAUAGGCAAGUUCCGUGCGGCAAUACAGUUGCAGUUUGAUUUCCAUAGGGCAAUUUACAAUCUUGGAACUGUACUGUAUGGCUUAGCAGAGGACAUAUCGAGAACUGGGGGACAUGUGACUGCAAAGGAGGUUUCACCUGAUGAAUUAUACAGCCAAUCUGCAAUAUAUAUUGCAGCUGCACAUGCAUUGAAGCCUAAUUACUCAGUUUACACUAGUGCUUUAAAGCUUGUGCGGUCUAUGCUUCCGUUGCCAUAUCUAAAGGUUGGAUAUCUGACAGCACCACCUGUUGGGAACCCAGUUGCACCUCACAGUGAUUGGAAAAAUACUCAAUUUGUGCUAAAUCAUGAAGGGCUUCAACAGCUUAGCAAAGCUGAAGAUAGAUAUUCAUCUCUAAGCCUUUCAUCAAGAUCAGUGGAUUCGCCCACCAGUAAACCUGUCAUCAGAAUCUAUGUUGCAGAUAUUGUUUCUGUAUCGGCGUGUGCUGAUCUUACGCUACCACCUGGCGCUGGCCUGUGCAUUGACACAACCCACGGACCUGUUUACCUGGUUGCUGAAUCUUGGGAAUCUUUGGAUGGGUGGCUCGAUGCCAUUCGAUUAGUUUAUACCAUUUUUGCACGGGGUAAGAGCGAUGUUUUGGCUGGUAUAAUAAUUGCUUAAUUUUGUACCUGUAUAUUGUGAUGAUAUUGCAAAGUAUUUUCUUGAGAGGCCUACUGUUGGUUUAAGAACCAGUGAAGGUUGUUUGUUCAUGUAGGCUUUGUAUAUUAGCCAAUUAUUACUAUAAACAUGAGGUAGAGUUUAUACUUUAUAUUAUAGGGGCUUUGCAAUCAUUACCGAAACUUCUAAA
This is a messenger RNA of Salvia splendens (bonfire salvia), 1881 nucleotides long. Its product is annotated as protein HLB1. Bases 129 to 1694 code for a protein of 521 amino acids. NCBI's taxonomy places the organism in Eukaryota, Viridiplantae, Streptophyta, Magnoliopsida, Lamiales, Lamiaceae. Gene Ontology annotation, molecular function: protein binding. The record is from RefSeq and is a predicted model, not a curated record. The transcript is spliced from 14 exons.